Messenger RNA from Cyprinodon variegatus (sheepshead minnow), 10368 nucleotides. RefSeq lists its product as uncharacterized. The transcript has 4 exons. The coding region runs from base 651 to 9344 and encodes 2897 amino acids. The record is from RefSeq and is a predicted model, not a curated record. Lineage: Eukaryota; Metazoa; Chordata; Actinopteri; Cyprinodontiformes; Cyprinodontidae.
CGCCACUGCCCAGCCCGCCCGGAACCGGGAGAGCUUUAGGAGGCGGGCGUUCUUGGCGUCCCAGCACCUUGCCAUUGGUUGUCUGGGGUCGGUUGUGUAACGUGCGCAAAAGUCCGUGCGCAUUGUUCGUAAAUACGCAAAUGGUGACAGAGAAGGCGGAUCUACAGCUAGCCCUGCAGUCGGGCUACUUAUUAGCUCAUAUGUCCCUCGACUAACAGGGGGGGAAAAAAGGGGCACGCUUUGGUGUCUGAUGGUGACUAAAAGGUUCGGGAUUAAUUAUAUUACAAGGGUAAACGACAGUUUCCUGGCUGAUUCAGUAAGAAAGAAGGGAGACUUGAAAGGACGGCUGCUUUUUCUUUUUUCUUUUUUUUUUUUGAAAAGCAACGUUGUAAAUGUCUAUUUCGAGAUCGAUUCAAAAAGAAGAGUUAAAGCUGAUAAACCCUUAAAGGACACCCAGCUGCCGAGUGAAGAGCACCGUGGAUGCGUGAUGUGAUUAUCAAGACAGUUUUCGCUAGGAUCGGCAUUGGAGGUAACCCUUGGCCACCAGGCUCACCUCCCACCCCCAGAUGUGGCUUUACUAACCUGUGAUGGUGCCAUGUCCCAGUAAAGGAUUGGAUGCGAAAAGCCAUUUUUGCUAAUCCUUUAACAAAAUGGCUCAUGGCUGGAAUUCAUACUUUCCAAACUUCCCACCUCGUUCGUCAGAUCCUCGAAGUCUAAGGAGGACAGCAGAGUCUGAUAGAUCUGCACCCCAGCAUUUUGGAAACUUUACUGGACAUCAUGGUUUCUCUGGUGCAGUGGGAUCACGACAAUUCCCUGCACCAAACACAAACUUUAAUGCGAACUAUUGCAGAAGUAACAGUUUUGAACCUCCAAGGUCAGACUGUUUUUAUAACCGGUACAAUGAAAGGCAAUGGCAAGGUAAUAGACAAGAUGUGGCAAGGGAUUACCCGCCAAGAUAUAGGGGUAGAGAUUUCCCCAACUAUGCUUCAAACUCCUUCCCUACACCAGGAUCUUACCAUUCGUCUUUUGCACCAGAUUUUCAUCGUCCGAAGCAAGACCACAUGCAAGCCACAUCAUAUCGGGGGAACUACUCUGCUGUUAGCAACUGCUCUGACACAGAUGCUAGGGAAGCACGGCCUUCAUGCAAAUUCACCCGAAAUAAUUUUUUGCCAAGACCAAAAACUGACAUUGUUUCAAAUGAAGGCUCCACGAAAUACAGUUUCUCUGCAACUGGAAAUGGCAAUAACCAGAUGGAAAGACUGUGGCCUAGAACUUCAGCGAUUAAUUCAUUUUCAGUCAAAGAUUACAGGGAACAUGAUCAUUCUUCUGCUAACUCUUCUGAUGUGAGGACUACAGGGACUGAACGUGAUGCUUUUCCUUAUCCACAAAAAAAGGUUAAUCUGGACAGAGACAUUGCAGAAGCUACAUAUCCAGGCUUCAGUAUGACUGAAAAAUGUCCUAGAGAUGGAAAUCAGCAUUUUGUGAACCAAGAGGAGGAUCAUAUUCUAAAAUCAACAGCUCCGUCUAAAUUUGACAAUGAGCAGAGUUACAUAAAGGAUGACUUUUUAGAGGAAAUCAAUCAAAGUGAGGAAUUGGAUCCUCCAACCUCAACUGAUGAUCAAAGCACAGCUAUGAAUGAGCCUGAGUUAGGAAAAGAUCGGUGCUUAACAAACCUUUUGGAAAAAUCAGGCUCAUUAGGUGAGUUUUUUGAUGAAAAAACAUCCAUGAUUUCAAAUUCCACUGAUUUGGAAGAUGAAAUGAUAAAAGCUGACAAACAUGAAAGAGAUAUUCAGAAGGAUGCAUCUCAAUUGCUGGUUCUGCAUGAAUCAAAUUCUUCAGACAAUGAUGAUGAGCAAAGCGAAAGCAUUUUAAGUAGCAACAACCAUAACACGGAGUUCAGUUUGCAGUCAUCUGAACAGAAAUCUUGUGAAAGUCUCAGUGGUGUGAGUGAUGAUGAUUCACGUGACUCUAACACAGUCACAAAGAUUGAUCAAGAAGUACAAAAAGACAAGGAACUACUAUGUAAAACUGUAGAGCAAAACACAGCUUUUUCUCUAGAUGCGGAUUUUUCCAAGCCAGGUGAUACUAGGAGCUACUCUUCUAAUCAGUUCAGUGAAAUUGAAAAUAAAGGUGUGGCUAGUCGAGCAUCGUCAAUGACACACAGUUCAGAUACUGAUGAAUGUUUUCAUAAAGCUCAAAAAAAUGUAAGUGCAGAAAAGUUGACACUUUCCCAAAAUCUGCCUUGUAUUGGCUCCAUUGCCCUCAGUGGCAUUUUGAAGAAUUCAGCUUUUAAAGAUAAUGAACAUGUGCAUACUGAGACAGACUUGCAGCAAACCCCUUUGAUCAAUGACAGCAAUCAUAGUCUGGAAAAGGAAAGCUCACCAGAAAACACAACUGUGGUCCUCUCAAAAGAUGAAUCCAUACUAAGGCAAAAUGAUUCUGCAAAAAAUUUGCAUACAGUUCAGGGAACUAGAAACCUCCCUGCAAAGAACACCUACUCAAGUAAAGACUCCAGUCCCUCUAUCACAAGUGACAAUAUCCCUGUUGAUAAUGAUAUGGUUAGUCAGUCAGAACUCAAUAGUAAUUGCCCAGACUUGCCUACUUAUCAGGACACGGGAAGUCUACCACACAAGGAAACUCCAGAAUUGCCUUCAAGUCAGAAAUCUAGUCCACGUGUCACUCAUACCAAUUCCCCGAUUGAUACUAAAGAUAUUGAUCAUUCAGAAUCCCCAGACCCAAAUGUCUUAAACACAGAUGUGCUUCUAUCUCAUUCAAAUGAAGGUCCACUGGUGGGCACAAGUGCUACCUCCCAUACAGAUCAAACAUGUAUUAUCACUUCUAUAACUGACAUUAACACACAAAAAGAUUUAAGUAACUUGAAGUCCUGUUUAAACUCUCAUGCCACUAGUGGUCAGGAGAAUAAUUUAAAUUCUGCUUUGUUCCCAGAUCCACACUAUUCAUUUAAUGAUCAUUCUGUGGUUCAGGAAAAGAAGGAACAUGUAGAUUUUCCUGAAGAUGCAAAGGAUUCAUUUGAAAAUUCAGAUUUUCCCACAAUCAUCUCAUCAGAACCAGGCCUGUUGUAUGGCGAACCUCUGUCUGCAGAUGAGUCUUCAUGCAGUGCUUUAGAAACAGUUGAUGUCUCACAUCAGCUUCAAGAAAUGCAUGAGAGGACACCUGUGGAGGGCCCCAUGGACCAGCCAGAACGGCCAAUACCUCAAUUGACAUCAUCUGCCCAUAUGAGACCCUUCCUUCACCCUGUUGUAAUACUGAUGAACAUGGAGACGUCAGAUAAAAUGGGCAGCACAUACAAUUGUUCUAAUUGUCUACAUAAAGCUAACAGUGUAGAUCUUCUGAUCGAGCACCACUACUGUUGCCAUCCAAUGCCAAGUUAUCAACAUUGUAACACAUGUGAUGUCUAUUUCAUGAAGAGUGAAGAUGGCGAACAGCAUUGUUGUAAUCAGAUCAGCACACAGAAGAAGAAAAACUGUGGUCCCUACAGGUGCAGUAGGUGUGGCCUAAUAUUUUCCAGAAUACUUCACUAUGUUAGGCAUAUGCGUGAUCACACUGGAAGAACACCUUAUAGGUGCAGUGGAUGUGGCUUGUACUUUUCACAGUCAAGUUCUUUGAAUCAUCACAGAAGAGUUCCUGGUAGGUGCAAGCAGUCUCUAAAAGCUAAGAAGACAUGCACCAUUCCUAUCAAAACUGAAACCCCAACACAGAAAGAUGUGGCCCUAAACAAUUCAUAUGAAAGCAUGAAGCCAUGUUACGUCAGGCUCAUUGACAUCUCCAAAACCAAUGUCUGUCACUAUUGUGGCAAAGCUUUUUCUUCCGCAAAACGACUCAAAAAGCAUAUCUACAAUGUGCACAAGGCGGAAAGGAUGUCCUCUCUAAGUGAGAAAGAUGCUCCAUAUAAAUGUCCUCUUUGUCCAAGACAUUUCAAAUACUCGUAUAACAGGGCUCGGCAUUUGCGCUUCUGUGUCCGAGAUGCAAUAUAUGGAGGAAAGAAGAAAGUUGGUGACAAAUAUGCAUGUCCCUUGUGUAAUGCUACCUUCACUGCGUCAUGCAACAGAUAUAGACAUAUUAAACUAACUUGCCUGCGAGAAACUCUUAAUCGGCUCGCGAGAGAGAGGCUUAAAUGGCGUCAAAGGUCUUGUAAGCACAACGAGCAAAAGAUCCAAUCAACAGACCCUCUACAGAUGAUACAAGCUAAGGAGGAAGAAGCAAAAAUGGAGGAACCCCAAGAUUUAGCAUCCAAGAUUCAUUACAAAUGCAGUCACUGCCCUGCUAUAUUUUUUCAUCCCUCUGGAAAGUAUAGACACAUGAAAAAACAUGAGUUGUUUAAGCGGACUGGCAAAAUAAUCAGGUAUAGGAAAUCUGCCUUACCCAAACCAGUAUCUUCAUGUGACAAAAAAACUGACAAGAAUGCCAGUCAACCUGACAAAGUAGAAGAAAAUCCAAAGAAAACUUUUAGAUGUCGCUUUUGUGGCCUAAAUUUUCGUAUUCUAGCAUCGUUAAAGAGACAUGAGGGUAGUCAUUGUGGUGACAAACCAUACCGCUGUCUGGAAUGUGCAAAGGGAUUUAAGAACCUUUCACAUCUCAUUGCUCACAGAGUUGUACACCAGAAGAGGAUACAGUGUACAGUCUGUAAAAAAGUUCUACCUACAAUUGGAGAACUGAUCCAACACCGAAGCUCUCACCUUGAAAAGGGAAUGCUCCAGUGCCCAGAGUGCCCAGCACAGUUUCAGUAUCCAGUGUAUCUGCUUAGGCAUUUAGUGACACACAGAAACAAAGACAAGAAGACACAGAAACCUGCAAUGGAAACUCAAACAAAGCCAAAACAAUGCUCUGAAUCUGUCAAAGAGCAGACUGGGCUAAAAUCUUUGCAAUGUUCACUCUGUAAAGAAACAUUUGAUGAUGCCCACAUUUUAAGAAAACACAUUCUCGCACACAUUUCAAGAAGUUCUUCAAACCAGUGUCCAUUCUGCAAAAAAAAGUUUAAAACGCGUCAUUCUUUGACACGCCACACGAUCAGACACACCGGGGAAAAAGCUUUUUCCUGUGCCAACUGUGGAAAACAGUUCUACCGUUCAGUAUACCUCAAAAUUCACACAGAGAGUUGUAAACAACCAAAUACCAAUCCCAAUAUGGAAGCAAAUUUGAGUAAUCCUAUAAACAAACGGCUAUCGUGUACCAUAUGUCCCCGGAGAUUUUGGAAAAGAAUCCGUUUAGAAAUGCACAUUAAGGGCCACAAAAAUAAGUCUCUGCAUAUAUGUACAAAAUGUGGUCAAUACUAUGGAAUACACAUGCUAACUCGGCAUAAGGUGAUGUGCGUCGGGACCAAAGAGAUCUCCUUGGCCAGUGAAUCCCUUGAUGAUAAUUCAGAGUCAAACUCAACUGAAGUAAACAACGGUGUCCAAGAAAAAACUUCUGACUCAGAUGAAAGUAAAUUGUUGCCACUAAAAUGCCAAUAUUGUUCAAAACGGUUCAGAUACACAUCCCUCUUACUAAGACAUACUGUUACACAUACUGGCCUGCAACCCUUCCAAUGUAUGAACUGUGACCAAAGGUUUAGCAGUAAAACUCGAUGGUUAAAUCAUGAAGCUUCAUGCCAUCCUAAGUCAAAAUCAGAUUCACAAAAACUCAAAAUUGAGGCAGAGGAAGAUUCUGCUUCACAAACAUUCCCAUCUGAGGUUGAAGCUGAGUUAAAAUGUAGAUUCUGCACUAAGACUUUCAUUAAAGCACGAAGCCUGAGGCAUCACAUUCUGACGCACAAUGAGGUGAAGCCAUAUCGCUGCAAAGCCUGUGACAGCUGCUUUUCAAGAUACGAUCACCUGAAAGUGCACCAGGCUCUUUGCAAAAGUAAAAAGACACGGCUAGAAGUGAGAAUCCCUAAAAUUAGUCUGGAAGAUGUUGGCAAAGGUUGGCAAAGUAAAUUCAACCUAAAGUCGCCUGAUGAGCAAGAGAGCUUUGACUGUAAAGUCUGCUUGAAAAGCUUUACAGCUGAGAAUAAACUUUCUCGACAUAUCACUAUGUUCCACACUGUAAAGAAAUUCAAGUGCCGCUAUUGUGGUUCUGCCUUCUCUCACGAAAAAACAUUGAAACAUCAUCAAAAGAUGAGAAAAUGCAGAAAGCAGAGAGAAUCAGAGACUCCAUUACAGGAAACUGAUAAACCAACUGACAAUAUUAUCCAAAAUCUUGAUGGGAUAAGGAAAAAAAUAUUGGUGAGGAUUCAGCCUUUAUUCAACAAAGACCUUAAGUUUGUGUGCAGCUACUGCCCCCGUGCUUUCAAAAACAGCUGGCAGUUAAAUGUACACACCCGAUUACACACAGGAGAGAGGCCAUAUUCAUGUGAUCAAUGUGGAGAGAGAUUCAUAAGAAGUGAUUAUCUGUCACGUCAUAAGUGUAAAGAUAAAACUCAGCCCAGCAAUGUGCUCUGCGACAGAUGUGGGGGAUUUUUCUCUGAAUCACAACUUGAAAACCACAAAAAAGCUUGCAUUCUAAAAACUUGCUCACCAAACGAUUCCAAAAGCAAACAGCCAACCAUUCAAAGCCCACCGAAAGGCUUUUCAUGUGCAUACUGCAGUUUACGAUUCUUGUUAUUUUCACAACUCCAGGAACACUUUUUAACUACACACAAGCAAGACACGGACACUCCACCCAUCUCUACUGCUCCACUGCAACAACUUCUGUCCAACAUACCCAAAAUCAAAGAGGAGCCUGUGGAUGAGCUUUACGGAAAAGCCUCCUCUAAUGAUGUUGUGUUGCCUAUACCAGACACUGGUCUAGCUCCUGAUGCCUCAGACUUGCUUGUCUGCCAGGAGUGUAACAUGUGCUUCACAAACAGAGCAGGACUAAUUGGUCACCAGCGUGUACAUUCAACACGAGUACCCUAUGUCUGUAAAUACUGCAAAAGGGGCUUCUGGAAUAAAACUCAACUCCGAAAUCACUACAGAAAAUGUAGACGUGGAAACCAACGGCAGGACAUCCCUAUAAAAGCAGAGAGGGAUGAUGCUUUUAUUAGCCCCAAGUCCAAAGGCAAUUUUGAAACGAGAGCAGCAACAACACCCUGUGCAAAAGUGUUGCAAACUAAUGUCCCAUGUAAGGAAGAGCCAGAGGAUGAAUCGACACAAAGCUCAUAUGGAAAUCAGGCCCAGAGUGGAAACUCUAGUACCGAAAAGAAAUCUGUGCAGUACCAAUGUUCUGAAUGCGAUAAAAGCUUCACUGAUGGCCUGUUGCUGAUAAGUCACCUUGAAGACCAUGGAAGAGAGGAAGAAGAGAAAAAAUCUAAUAAAUGUCCCAAAUGUGGGCGAGUGUUCUCUAAUCCGGGAAAUCUGAGAAGACACAUGAAACUGCAUGUAGUCCACCAAAAGUACUUCUGUCCAUUUUGCACUAAGGUGUGCAGCAGUAUGACUGAGCUUGAAAAGCACAAAGCAACUCAUGAUCAUAGUAAACCUUUUACUUGCAAGUUAUGUGAGCUACCAGUUGCGACAAGGCAUGUCUUACGUGAACAUUACAUUAGUGAACAUGCUGAUGACAUAUUUCAUUGCCAGUGGUGCAGCAAAAUGUAUUCAUCCAAAAAGUCCCUGUCAAGACAUUGUAAGGAAUGCCAUCCAAAGGAGAUACGAGAACAAAGGGGUGGAUAUCUGCAGUGGGGUAGUGUUGAACAGCAGUCUAGCAGUUAUGUUAGUACAAAUGGUGAUAGUGAUGAAGAUCAAAACCUUGGCAGCGACAGUGACUCUGACUCAGCCCCUUACUUCCCCUGCCAUGUGUGCGGAAAGACUUUCCCAACAUCAGAAAGUCUUGAGGACCACCAGUUGUGUCACCUUGGCAAAAAGCCACAUGAAUGUGCUGAAUGCGGUAAAUGUUUCUUCCAGGCGUCCCAGUUGCAACAGCAUCAGCGCAUGCACAAGUCUGAGUUUCAGUGUCCAACAUGUGGUAGAGGAUUUGUAUCGCUGUUUGCACUACGGAAUCAUAAACAUUCUCACGGGAAGAGCCGUCCGUUCCGUUGUCCAAAGUGUGACCUAGGCUUUGCUGGACCCACACAGCUAGCAGAGCACAUGUCAACGCACCGAGAAGAGAGCUUUCCAUGCGAUAUCUGCAAUAAGAUAUUUCAGUGUAAAAGCAGCAGAGCUGAGCAUCGCAAGACCCACACAAUGUCAAAUGAAGACCUCCUGACUUCAGGUUCCAAGGGAGAGCUUGAACACCCUAAAAGCAUGUUCGGAUAUACAACCGAGUUCAAGUACCGCUGUGGCAUCUGUAGUGAGCGCUUCAGAGAUCCAGAAGAACUCUCUGAACACGGAUGCUUGGAGGCAAGAGAGCGACCCUAUACUUGCACAGAGUGCAACAAAUAUUUUCUUCAUGCAUCUCAUCUGAAAAAGCACCAAAUCACUCAUCAGCAGCCAUGGUCUGAUAGAGAAUAUCCAUGUAAUCAGUGUAACAGUAGUUUUUCCUCAUCUCAGCACUUCCUCAGUCAUCUCAAAACCCAUGUUGGCACUACAAUAGUAUUGGGUCAGGAAAGGGACUCAUCGAAGGGAUUCAUAUGCCCAGUUUGCCACCAGUGUUUUAGUAGUGCCACAGAACUGAUCCAACAUUUUCCAACUCACCCUGAUUGUUCACCUGAACAGGAAAAGGCGGAACAACAUACCUCAGACAGUGAGUCAGAAGAACAAGAAGUUCUUCACCCUACGACACCAAUUGUUUAUGAUUGUGCGGAGUGUGGUAAAAGAUUUUUAAAGAAAGAGGCUCUUCUUCACCAUAAUUGUUCUCUGAAACGGCAAGAAAUAUUGGAGAACAGGUACUUGGAUCAGGAAGAUGCUAGUCCAACUCAUGAGGCUACAGGGGACGAAGAGGAAGUCGAUGUUAUUGGAGAAGAUCUCUACAGAUGCCAGGAUUGUUCAGUGCAGUUCUCUUCCAAAAGCAGCCUACUGGAACAUCAAAACACUCAACACUCCAAAAUCUUGAGAGACUAUAAAUGCGAGACCUGUGGAAAGACCUUCAGCAAGAAGCGUUACCUCAGAAAGCAUGAACUAAGACAACAUGGUCCUAAAGAGUAUGUUUCUACUAAAGCAGACCUGGAAAAGAAGUUUAAAUGUAUCCAAUGUCGAGCGAGAUUCAAUACAUGCCAAGACUUAUCUAACCAUAUGAGACUGCAUGCUGAGAAACAUGUUGGGGAGUAUCGUUGUGACAUGUGCUACAAGUCAUUUAGCAAGCGGGUUCUUCUUAGACAGCAUCAGGAGAGUCAUGUUGGCGAAGUUGUGUAUGAAUGCACGGAGUGUGACAAAGCUUUUGCUUUUCCUCACCUGCUGGAAGAACAUCAACUUUCUCACGUAGCAUCUGCUAAGUAAUGUUCCAGUUCCUCCUGUAUACCUUAUCUUCUUUCUAAAUCACUUAAAAUCAUAUAUUCUAAGGUCCCUUUAUGCCUUACUUUUGUGUACUUCCAACUGUUUGGACCUUACUUGUUGCAUAUUCACAAAGCACUUGACCUAGGGUCAGGUAUGAUAGAACAUGUUUUCUUUAGUUAUGUGUUGUUUUUUUUUAUUAUUGUAUUGAGAUUAGUAAAAACGAUUUCUGAUACAGUGUUUGUAAAUCUGUGUUACAAAUUUUGAAUUAUUGUUUGAUUUACAAAAAACAUGUACAAUAUGUCUUUAAUGACCUAGAUUUUGAGGUUUGACAUAUUUUGUUGACAUUCUGUAAAGUAGGCUUUACCUUGUUCAUUUUGUUCCUUUGAAAUGGCUUUCAAUGCUACGACUAUUCCUGUUCAAGAUAAAAAAAAAUUCUGUUUAUUUCUUGUAUGCCUUUUAUCAAUUGUUUCUAAAUUGAUAACGUGAAAAAAAUCUUGUACAGACAGUGAUAUGUUGCUUUAAUGGGAAUGUUCUUUUCAUCACUUUAUUCUUAAAGAAACUAGUUGCAAUUAAAUGGUAAAGUCAACUUCAGUAUCCAAUUCUAGUUCUGAUUUGUGUCUCUUCAUGUUGUUUCUACCUCAGAAGUAAAAGAUUUGGCCAUACGUUUGUGAUAUAGCAGAGAAACCUGAUGCUUGGAGACAUUUGAAGUUGAAAAAACUACAAAAGGUUAAGUACAUUUAGAUAUACUUUUUGGGUUAUUACAGGAAUGUUGGACCAAGGGUGUAUCUUUGCGAUAAAAGUUGGUGGGGACGCUCUAGGGGUGGUGGCUGAUGGACCUACAGCUACUCAACCCGAACACUACCAAUACGGUUUAUAUUUUCCAAAAAUGAGCUCAAACAUAUUAUUAUUAAAUGCUUUACUAUUGUUGAGAACACAAGAGUACCACAAUACAUUUCUGGUAUUUAUAGUUAUAGACAGAUGACUGCCUUUAGUGCAUUAUUUUAUAAAGGGUUCAAAAAUAUUAAUG